Molecule: messenger RNA, 1257 nt
Organism: Candidozyma haemuli
Lineage: Eukaryota; Fungi; Ascomycota; Pichiomycetes; Serinales; Metschnikowiaceae
Exons: 2
Coding region: 1-1257 (418 amino acids)
Biological process (GO): regulation of exit from mitosis; maintenance of rDNA
Source: RefSeq, a predicted model, not a curated record
AUGGCAAAACGGCUAGUGCGAAGAGUCCCGCUACUGGAACGGAUCAAAGCCUACCCGCUAGACCUUAUCUUGGCUCUUAAUGAGGCGGCUGUGUCCAUAGAUUGGGACGAUUAUGUUCAUUCCACUUUACCCUUGGGUGUGGUGCUUACAACUGUAUUUGCCUUGCUCUGUAAGGUGGCUGAUCAUUAUAAGAACGUUCGCCUGAGACGGUCUAACGACUUGUUUCGAGCAGAUGCUAGUGUUUACAGGCAAGUGAGGCAACGAGCUAUUAGUGGCUCUUCGAACCCCAUCCAUUACCCUAAGGUUGCCGCUGAUGCAUCUUCUGGUAGCAGAUGGAUGUGGUUGGUGAAUGCAUUGCUUAUCAUAUUUGCAGUUUCAUCAGUUAUAAACACUAUCAUGGUCUUUUGGCUUUCUAAUAGAGAGUACACAUUGCUCAAUUCAUCUGCAAAUUCGGCAAAGCCCAAGGGAUCGAACGUUACCAAACUGAGCGUUACUAGUUCCACUGACAAGGGUAUCUUCGGCAAGAUUCUUUCUUACUUCGAGGGCCAUCUGAAAUACCUUUCGGACGAUGAGUCAGAUGGAGAAACUACUUACGAUGUUGAUUUUGUGGAAAAGGAUGUUUGGGUCUUGAAGGUAUGGGAUCCUUCCCUAUUCCAGGUACACUUACUGGCCACAUUCUGUCCACUUACGCUCUUUACGAUAUACUUGGUUUCUGGGACUGCUCUCUGGAAGAUUUUCUUAAUAAUUUUGGCAUAUGGAAUCUCCCUUUUCGGGUUGGUCUCCAAGUUCCUUCUGCUCAUCGGUGACAAGCAGAUCAUCUACCAAGAAACUUUUAACGAGUAUAACAAGAAAUAUGUUAUUCCAAAGACAUCUAUACUCAAGAAAAAUGCAAUUGUGGAUGCUACAUAUGGCCCAAUGGCUGCAUCAUCAAUGGUGGCGUACGAUGACCGCCGGGGUCACUUGCAAAAUGAAAAUGCCUUCUACACUCACGACAUCCACGGCAAUAGAAUUAAAGGUGUUCGUGCCGACAAUCAGUUUGCUUCGAGAUCAGCUUCUCCAGCAAGACACAGCCCUAGCAUGCCAAUUAAUAAUUACUCCAGGCAUAGGGAGAGCUCGUUUGCAGACUUAUAUGCUUCCACUAGGGACCGCAUUGAGGAGGAUGCACAUCAAAGCUGGCUAACACUGUCCACGCCGUUUCUUACCCGUGCCGUCACCAAGACAUUCGCCACUCAAAACACCCACGCGGCUUUCCUUUAG